CACGAGGCACCGCCCCGCCCCUCGACGGCAACCCCCCGCGGGAGACGGGCCCGGCGGCCCGGCUCGCUGUGAUUGGCUGAGGGCGGCCACGCGUCAGGGCUCGGAGGAGGUGGCUCCCACGUGGUCUGGGGAAGGCGCGCGAGGGGUCUGGGGGCGCCGCAGGCGCGGGGGAAGAUGACGGCCACCUUCGACAUCGACGCCCCGCGCUGGGACCAGGGCACGUUCGCGGGGCGCCUGCGGCACUUCCUCGCCGUCACCGACCCACGGCUGGCGCUGGCGCCCGCGGCCGAGCUGGAGCGCGCCAAGGCCCUGGUGGAGGCCUGCAGGGCCGGGCUGGCGCCGGCGGGGAGCAGCCGGGAGCAGCUGCGCUACGCCAAGACGCUCUACGACUCGGCCUUCCACCCGGACAGCGGCGAGAGGAUGAACCUGCUGGGGCGCAUGUCCUUCCAGGUGCCCGCCGGCAUGGCCCUCACCGGCUGCAUGCUGCAGUUUUACCGGACGGUGCCGGCCGUGGUUUUCUGGCAGUGGGUCAACCAGUCCUUCAACGCCGUGGUCAACUACACCAACCGCAACGCCGCCUCCGCCAUCUCGCCCAGGCAAAUCGCGGUGGCGUACGUCACCGCCACCGGCACGGCGCUGGCUACUGCCGUGGGGCUCAACCUCUACACCAAGUGCCUGGCCGCAUCCUGCCCCCCGGCGCUCACGCCGGCCUCUGUCCUGCAGCGAGCCCCCCCCUUGGUGGCCCGCUGGGUGCCGUUCGCCGCCGUGGCCGCUGCCAACUGCGUCAACAUCCCCAUGAUGAGGCAACAGGAGAUCAUCAACGGGAUCACGGUGACAGACGAGGACAACAACGAGCUCGGCCGCUCCAGGAGGGCUGCGGCGAAGGGCAUCGCGCAGGUCGUGGUCUCCAGGAUCACCAUGGCGGCGCCGGGCAUGAUUAUUCUGCCCAUCAUCAUGGAGCGGCUGGAGAAAUUCCCCUUUAUGAAGAGGAUCCGGCUUCUCCACGGGCCUUUGCAAGUGCUGCUGUGCGGGGGCUUCCUCCUGUUCAUGGUGCCGGCGGCCUGCGCCCUGUUCCCACAGAGAUGCUCCCUCGCGCUGGCUGACCUGGAACCAGAGUUGCGCGCCAGCAUCGUGGCCAAGCAUGGGGACCAAGUGCAGUACGUCUAUUUUAACAAGGGACUGUGAAUGGAGCCAUCGCGCCCCUCCGGACCCCGCUGGCCCUCAGUGCCCUGCGUGAGCCAUCGCGCCCCUCCGGACCCCGCUGGCCCUCAGUGCCCUGCGUGGGGCACAGUGGCCCGCUCUGGCCAGAUCCCCCCCACGGCCAGGCCAGGGGGAUCGGGUCAGGGCCGGCCUCGGGGUCAGUGCCAUCUCUGCUCUCUCCCCAGAGAGACCCUGCCUGCUUUCAGAGCGCUGUGCCUGGCCGACCCCCUCACCUUGCGGGGCCUCUCCAUCCUCCGGGUACAUCCAGGAGGGUGCACGGUCCUACCUCCGAAAGCAGGCAUCCCUCCGUCGCCUGCCUCCAGUACCGGAACCAAACCACAACGCUGCCUCAGAUCACUUCAGUGGCCUUUCGCCAAAAGCUGCCUCCCUCCCUGGCAGGAGGGAAGGGACCUGUCCCCGCUGCAGAGGGAGCAUGCCGAUGUCCUGGGACCAGUGCUUGGACCGUUUCUCCCAUGCUGUCACGUUCAGAUUUCAUUCACUUUGCAAUCGCCACAAUCAAGGAGAGAAAUACCUGAUUGUUUUUAAGCUCUCUUUUUUGUAAUCUACCCUUUCCUCUGAGCACCAGAGCCAGCCAUCCCCCUGGCUGGGGAAAGUCAACUCUAGGCCCCCCUGCAAGCGGAGGAGGAGACACCAGGGCAGGCUCAAAGCAGUCGGGGUGUUAACUCAGGCUCUGGAUGGGCAACUCUGCAAACACUGGAGGGGAGGGGUGAAAAAUAAAAUACAGUGUUUUUUUAAAUCA
Molecule: messenger RNA, 1960 nt
Organism: Dromaius novaehollandiae (emu)
Lineage: Eukaryota; Metazoa; Chordata; Aves; Casuariiformes; Dromaiidae
Gene: SFXN2
Product: sideroflexin 2
Exons: 12
Coding region: 175-1185 (336 amino acids)
Biological process (GO): serine import into mitochondrion; monoatomic ion transport
Cellular component (GO): mitochondrial inner membrane
Molecular function (GO): monoatomic ion transmembrane transporter activity
Source: RefSeq, a predicted model, not a curated record